Molecule: messenger RNA, 639 nt
Organism: Haemonchus placei
Lineage: Eukaryota; Metazoa; Nematoda; Chromadorea; Rhabditida; Trichostrongylidae
Source: the annotation of a GenBank genome assembly
GGUUCUUCAUUGUUGUUGAAGGUUGGCUGGGCGUUCAAUCAUAUUGAGAAAAAGAGGGGUCUCUACAAACCGAAGCAUACCGUCGAAGAACAGAUAGAGUAUAUGAAAAGUAAAGCUUAUCAAGAUGCCUAUAAAGGACUGCCGAUCUAUAGGUGGUAUAAAAGGAAUUUUAAGGGGCAGUCGACUUUGCAACCACCUCCUCGACUUUUCUGCAUCGACAAACAUGGACGGUUUAAUGUAAAUAAUGCGUGUCCGGUAUGUCGCGAUGAAUAUUUGUUUUUCGACUUUCGGAAUCCAGCUUUGAUAGAGCAAUUCCUUUCUCAUGGUACUCAUCAACCGAUUGGGAUUUUGAAUAGUGGCCUUUGCCGAGAACAAUAUGCUAUGCUUAAAGCUCAGUUACUUGCUGCCAAAGAACACGGAACAAUCACAUUUGGUAUCGAUUAUCGAAAUUUCGACUUCCGAGAUUGGUAUAAGGACUGGACAACACCGCCAUUGCCUCAUGUGGAACGUGCUGGAAUUCGUCUACAGGAUAUCCAUCCAGAUCCAUUAGUCUCAUUUCCUGUGUUCAAGCGAGAUUUCAAUAAUGACUGGGAUCAAUGGUGGCUUCGAUAUGACAAAUUUGCUCGUAAAGGAAAGUGA